GCACCCGAGAAGCAAGUGCAGCGCAGUGCAUGGCAGAUAAGUAUGCUGCUUGUCAUGCGUCGUGCCAUGCGGCCGACUCGGGUGGCCUCCCGACAUUUCGGGGCAGCUAGCGGCCUGCAAAGUGUCAAGCCUGGAGCAGAUCCAUUUGACUGGGACAGUGAAGCCGACUGGAAGGACAUGCUGAGACUAGAAAGCCGCUUGAGCGAAGAGGAGGUGAUGAUCAAGAACGCGGCCGCGCAAUUCGCGGAGUCCGAGCUAAUGCCGCAGGUCCUGAAAGGCUUCCGCCAAGAACACUUUGACAAGGGCCUUUUCAAGGCGAUGGGAAGUGCCGGUUUGCUGGGCUCCUUCAUCGAGGGACGUUAUGGCUGUGCGGGCGUCUCUGCAACCUCCUAUGGGUUGAUUGCCCGGGAGGUGGAGAAGGUAGACUCCGCCUACCGCUCCACCCUGUCAGUGCAAUCCUCGCUGGUCAUGCACCCCAUCAAUUUGUUCGGAUCACAGGAGCAGAAGGAGCGGUUCCUUCCGAGACUGGCCUCCGGGGAACUCGUGGGCUGCUUCGGGCUGACCGAGCCAGACCACGGCUCGGACCCCAGCGGAAUGACGACCCGCGCGGUGGACAAGGGGGACCACUUUACGGUCAGCGGGGCCAAGAAUUGGAUCACCAACUCCCCCAUCGCGGAUCUUUGCUUGGUGUGGGCAAAGACUGACACGGACGGCAAGGUCCGAGGUUUUCUGGUGGAGCGGGGCAUGGAGGGCUUGGCCACGCCGAAGAUCGAGGGGAAGUUCUCCCUGCGAGCCUCGCCCACAGGGAUGAUUCAGCUGGAUGAAGUCAAGGUGCCAAAGGGCAACGUACUGCCUGGAGUGGUGGGCAUGCGUGGCCCCUUCGCCUGCCUGAACUCCGCGCGCCUCGGCAUUGCCUGGGGCGCCUGGGGCGCGGCGGAGUCUUGCCUGGACACCACCAGGCGCUACACCUUGGACCGCCAGCAGUUCGGGCGGCCGCUGGCUGCGAACCAGCUCGUUCAGCAGAAGAUGGCCAACGCCCUGACCGAGAUCACGAUUGGGCUGAACUCAGUCCUUCAAGCCACGCGGAUGAAGGAGGCCGGGGAGUUGCACUCGAACGUCAUCUCCAUGAUGAAGCGUAACUCCUGCAGCAAGGCACUGGACAUCGCCCGGAUCUGCCGAGACAUGCUGGGAGGCAAUGGGAUCGUCGACGAGUACCACGUCAUUCGACAUGUGUGCAACCUUGAGGCUGUGAACACCUACGAAGGCACCGCCGACAUCCACUCUUUGGUGCUAGGCCGCGCUCUGACGGGCAUUCCGGCGUUCAAAUGAAUGCCUCGAUUAGAAGCGACAGCGGAGUCCGGGUGCUUGAUUCGGAUUUUG
Molecule: messenger RNA, 1380 nt
Organism: Effrenium voratum
Lineage: Eukaryota; Dinophyceae; Suessiales; Symbiodiniaceae
Source: the annotation of a GenBank genome assembly